Molecule: messenger RNA, 1418 nt
Organism: Triplophysa dalaica
Lineage: Eukaryota; Metazoa; Chordata; Actinopteri; Cypriniformes; Nemacheilidae
Gene: ak5l
Product: adenylate kinase 5, like
Exons: 8
Coding region: 364-1371 (335 amino acids)
Biological process (GO): nucleoside triphosphate biosynthetic process
Cellular component (GO): cytosol; cytoplasm
Molecular function (GO): ATP binding; AMP kinase activity
Source: RefSeq, a predicted model, not a curated record
ACAAAUCAUUGUGCAACCCAACAUUUUUAUUAUUAUUAAAAUUCAAUUCAUUUUUACAGUACUCAUUUAUCUUUUAGAAAAUAUCUACAAGUACCCUCAGUAACCGAUUGCACUCCCGGUUGGGAAUUACAGGAUCAGAGGAUUACUCACAAUGUUGAGGGUCGCUGUAUUCAUGAGCUUGACUUAAACUACUGUUGAAUAUAGAAGCAUCACCUGGAGGUCAUUGGCAGCAAAGCGCAGCAGAGGAAAAAACGAAUACGCCGGUCAGAGUCAGAGCAGCUGUUCAGAGGCUGAAGCGCAACAGAUGAGCGCACACAUACAGCUUCAGCUCCGCCGCUCUGGAUAUCCGACACGUUCAACAGCAUGAACACAAACGACGCCAAGGAAUACCUUUCCAAGCGGCAGAUCCCUCACCUGUUUGAGAGCAUGUUAACAGGGCUGAUGUACCACAGACCCGAGGACCCUUUGGCGUUCUUGGAGAGCUGCCUGCAAAAAACACGAGACCUGGGGGGUGCCGAGCACGUCGCCUGGGACACUUUCAUCACGCCGGAUCGGAAACCACUCCCACCGAUUUCCCCAGCACAGGGCAAAAACCUCCCCUGCAAACUUGAUGGUGGCACUGGGCCUGGUCCAGGACCUUAUCGGCGAUAUGACAGACUGCCACCAAUUCAAGCGCAGUUCUCAAUAGAAAGUGACUCCGACAUGACAGAAUCCUCCGGGCUCAUUCAAGAGUAUGACGUCUUUGACCCGUCCAAACCACGACCGCACAUUAUAUUCAUCAUAGGAGGGCCAGGCAGCGGCAAGGGAACUCAGACGGCUAAAAUUGCACAUCACUAUGAUUUCCAGCACGUGUCGGUGGGGGAAAUUUUAAGGAACCAGUUGUUGCAUCACGCCCCCAGUGAUCGCAAAUGGGAACUAAUUGCUCAGAUUAUUGCCAAUGGAGAACUGGCACCUCAGGAGACGACUAUUGAGGAGCUGAAACAACAGUUUAUCAAGCACCAAGAUGCCAAAGGAUUCAUUGUGGAUGGAUUUCCCAGAGAGAUAUCACAGGCGUUCACCUUCGAGGAGCAGAUUGGCUCUCCAGAUUUGGUGAUCUUGCUCGCCUGCUCCAAUCAACAACUCCGCCAGCGUUUAGAAAAAAGAGCCUCUCAACAGGGCCGUCCCGACGACAACACUCACGCGAUCGAGAAGAGACUACAUACAUUCAAACACAACAUCUCGCUCAUAGCCAAGUACUAUCAGGAGAGAGGUCUUAUCGUGAGGGUGGAUGCUGAUCGAGAUGAAGACGACAUUUUCACAGACAUCUGUGCCAUGGUGAAAGGAAGUCUGUUCCCGAGCGACUCACAAGCGAGCAGUACUGAGGAGCUUUAAAGGAGCUCAUCGAUAUUCAAGCAUUCAAACAUCUAUUACCAGCCAAA